CGGUGUGCGUCGUAUCCUCUCUCCGGAUCCGUCAUUCGGCUGCGGGUCAUCAUGGAGGAGCAUCAGGCAGCAGUAGCCCACUGAACACACAUCUACAGCCCCACCGCUUUGCCUUCCUGCCUCUAUUAUCGAGCUCGGUACCCACUGACCGGACACUAGCAGCCAAUACCCGAGGGGACAGCCGCCGACAUGAAGCAUUUCCUCAGAGUGCUGACCCAGUUCUUCCUGUUCCUCUACUGUAAAUGUCUGUGGCGGGGCCUCAAGUUUGUUGUCAGGAAGUUUACCGGACGCUGUGAGCUGCAGCGGAUCUGCUACAACAACAAGCAUGGAGCCCGCAGGACCCUAAAGAUAGAGUCGUCCCUGCGGUACUCCAAAAAUGAGCUGCUGCAGUCUGCCCUCAGCGUCCAUCCUGAUAAAGUAGAGAAGACCAUAGACGACAUUAUGGCCUUGAAGAAGAUUAACCCUGACACCAACCCCCAGCUGAGCAUCUCCCUGCAGGCCAGUGUGCUGCAGAUCGUGGGCUACAGGAACCUGGUGGCUGAGGUGGAGAAGCUGCGGAGGGAACCCUACGACUGUGAAAACCCCGACCACGAGGAGAUGCUGAUGAAGCUGUGGAAGGAGCUGCGUCCUGACACGCCUCUGAGCGGACGCAUCUCUAAGCAGUGGUGUGAGAUCGGUUUCCAAGGCAGUGAUCCCAAGACUGAUUUCAGAGGCAUGGGUCUGCUGGGGCUGCACAACCUGCUGUAUUUUGCUCAACAUGACAAGGCCACCGCUCUACAGAUGCUCAAUGACUCCCUGCAACCAAAGCACAAGAGCACACACAGAAAGCCCAGUGAGGUGACCAAACCUGAGUGGGAACAGAAGAACCUGGACAAAGCUAUCGGCUAUUCCUUUGCCAUAGUGGGCAUCAACAUCACAGACCUGGCCUACUCUCUGCUGGUGAGCGGAUCCCUGAAGACCCACCUUUACAAUGUGGCUCCAGAGACGCCCAACCUGCUGCACUUCCAACAGACCUUCUGUUACCUGAUGCAGGAGUUUCACCGUUUCUGGAUUGAGGAGGAUCCCAGUGACAUCAUGGAGUUCAACAGGGUUCGCUCCAAAUUCCACCGGAGGAUCCUGCGGCAGCUCAAGAACCCCGAUAUGGCUCUGUGCCCUCAUUUCUCUGCCUCCGACCUCCACCUGGUCAACCUCUAAACACACCCUCUGAACCUGUGACCCCCACUAUUCCUCCCCUCAACCCCCUCCCAUCAGUCCUUCAUCCCCCUACAGAGUCCUCCCAUGGGUGUCUGUUAGGCCAACUACAAAUCAGAAAGCCCUUUACACUCCAACAAUUAGACACAUCAGGGGAAAUCCUGGUCCUCCUCUACUCAUCCUCUCUUGUCCCAGCUAACGUCAUGUUGCGUCACUGCCAACAGCUUAGUCAAACUCUGCACACACACACACACACACACACGCACACACGCA
Messenger RNA from Sphaeramia orbicularis (orbiculate cardinalfish), 1464 nucleotides. RefSeq names its product ELMO/CED-12 domain containing 1 (gene elmod1). The transcript is spliced from 12 exons. The record is from RefSeq and is a predicted model, not a curated record. Gene Ontology annotation, molecular function: GTPase activator activity. NCBI's taxonomy places the organism in Eukaryota, Metazoa, Chordata, Actinopteri, Kurtiformes, Apogonidae. The coding region runs from base 190 to 1194 and encodes 334 amino acids.